Solanum tuberosum (potato) is the source of this 2338-nucleotide messenger RNA. RefSeq lists its product as uncharacterized. Lineage: Eukaryota; Viridiplantae; Streptophyta; Magnoliopsida; Solanales; Solanaceae. The coding region runs from base 274 to 1920 and encodes 548 amino acids. The transcript is spliced from 6 exons. Gene Ontology annotation, cellular component: cytoplasm. The record is from RefSeq and is a predicted model, not a curated record.
CCCUAUGUUCUUCACAAAGAGAAAAUUAAGACCAAAAAAAAAAAGGCAUUAGCCAUCUGACACCUUCUCUGACUUGUACCAUUUUUCAUCCAAUACUAAACGCGCAUUAAUCAUCGUAUUUCGUGUUCCUGCCGAUCAUUUCCACCAUUUUUUUUUCAGAAACUUUCUUAGAAAAUCUCUGAGAAAAUCAUGUUUUAAAUAAACCAAAAAAACAGAGCAUUUUUUCACUAUUUUUGUGUUACUUGAGGUAAAAAAGACGCCAUUUUUGAAGAAAUGGCAGUGUCAAAAACCAACAAGAAGAAGCAGCAAUGUUACAUAGCAGUACCAUCUCAAAUAAUAAAUUCAAUUUCUUCUUCAGGGCUUCAGUCUCUGUUACUGUCUCCAAAGAAAAAAAACCCAUCUUUUUCUGUAAAGUUCAAACUUUUACUUAAUAAUCCAAGAUUCUGGGUUUUGUUUCUUUUUGUUUUUGGGUUUGUUGGUAUGUUGAAGUUGUGGUUCAAUUUUGAAACUUUAGUUCCUUUUGCACCAAACCCAUGUGGGAUUUUUCAAGAAAAGACUUCAUUUUUAAAUGACCAUGAAGUUUCUCAGCUCAGUAUUGGAGCUCUGAAUCUUGGAAAUGAAGAAAAAGAAGAAGGGGAUGAAAAGAGUGAAUUUUGGAAACAACCUGAUGGGUUGGGUUAUAAGCCUUGUUUGGAUUUCAGUUCAGAGUAUAGAAAAACAAGUUUGGAUAUUGUUAAAGGAAGGACUAGGUACUUGAUGGUUGUGGUUUCUGGUGGAAUGAAUCAGCAGAGAAAUCAGAUUGUUGAUGCUGUGGUGAUUGCAAGGAUUCUUGGUGCUGCUCUUGUUGUUCCUAUUUUGCAAGUUAAUGUCAUCUGGGGUGAUGAAAGUGAGUUCUCUGAUAUAUUUGACUUGGAUCACUUUAAGGAAGUAUUAGCAAAUGAUGUAAGAAUAGUUUCAUCACUUCCAUCAACGCACGUAAUGACUAGACCUGUGGAGGAGAAAAGGACUCCUCUCCAUGCCUCCCCCGAAUGGAUUCGUUCACAUUAUACCAGAAAGCUUAGGAGGGAUGGUGUUCUACUUUUGCGAAGCCUUGACUCGAGGCUGUCUAAGGAUCUUCCUUCUGAUCUUCAAAAACUUCGUUGCAAGGUGGCAUUUCAUGCUUUGCGGUUUUCGCCAUCAAUCUUAGGACUUGGUAACAAACUUACUGAGAGGAUGAGGAGCAAGGGACCAUAUGUUGCUCUUCAUUUGAGAAUGGAGAAGGAUGUGUGGGUGAGAACAGGAUGUCUUCCUGGUUUAAGCCAUGAGAUUGAUGAGAUGAUAAAUAAUGAGAGGAAGCGAAGGCCCGAGCUCUUAACUUCGCGUUCAAACAUGACCUACCAUGACAGAAAGCUUGCUGGUCUCUGCCCUUUGAAUGCUUUGGAGGUUACAAGGUUGCUCAAAGCAUUGGGAGCACCAAAGAGUGCAAGAAUCUAUUGGGCUGGAGGAAUUCCUUUGGGUGGAAAAGAAGCAUUGCAACCAUUGACAAGUGAAUUCCCUCACUUCUUUAACAAAGAGGAUCUUGCGUUGCCUGGGGAACUUGAGCCAUUUGCCAAGAAAGCAUCCCUUAUGGCUGCUCUUGACUACAUAGUAACCGAGAAUAGCAAUGUUUUCAUGCCAUCUCAUGGUGGAAACAUGGGACAUGCUCUCCAGGGACAAAGGGCCUAUGCAGGGCACAGAAAGACUAUCACUCCCAACAAAAGACAGAUGCUUCAACAUUUUCUGAACUCAUCACUUUCUGAGACAGAAUUCAACAGAAUUAUACUAGACUUGCAUAGAGAUUCCUUAGGUCAGCCAGAAUUGAGGAAAGCAGGAAGGGAUGUGACAAAGUACCCUGUCCCAGAGUGCAUGUGCAAUGGUACUAUGAACCAUUCAUCGACAUAACUCCUUAUCAGUGAAAUAACAUGUGAUGAAGCACCCCUGCAGCUAAUCAUACAUUCUUACAACAUCCUGAGAACUUUGGAUUAGCCUCACUGUGAUUCAGACGAGCAGACGAGGUUGCUUGAGGUGCAAUACAAUUUUUUUCGACUAUGUUUAGAGGCGAAUCCUUGGUGGUUAUAACUUAUGGUAACAUGAGACUGAUGCAGCAGAACUGGGAAGAUGAAUCUCUAAUACAAAAGCAACAUCUUAUACAAGUCCAAUUCCUAGUUCUUAGUACUAUAUGUUAAUAAUGUUUAAAUGAACCACAGCUUCAUUUUAUUCAAUUCAUUCUUUAGAAAAUUUCAAUGUAAUCUACCAUAGUCAAUGUAUAUGCAAUAUAUAUGUAUUAAUGUAUAUAAUCAUACAAAUUUUUGAGGUAUAU